This is a messenger RNA of Pneumocystis carinii B80, 857 nucleotides long. RefSeq lists its product as hypothetical. Lineage: Eukaryota; Fungi; Ascomycota; Pneumocystomycetes; Pneumocystales; Pneumocystaceae. Gene Ontology annotation, cellular component: cell cortex of cell tip; plasma membrane. Gene Ontology annotation, biological process: fungal-type cell wall organization. The transcript is spliced from 4 exons. Bases 50 to 811 code for a protein of 253 amino acids. The record is from RefSeq and is a predicted model, not a curated record.
CUUAUUUACGUAAAGAAAAAGGGACCAUAGAAAGUUUCUGGAUAUUAAGAUGGGAGCUAUAGCAGUUCGUAUUUUCAGAACGGUAUUACCGUUAAUUAUUAUAUCGCUUACACUUGUUUCUGUUUCUCUUACAAUAUUUGCUGGUGUCAGAAGGGAUCCUUAUUUAGAUAAAAAUUAUGUCUUUAAAAUUGACGCGACUCAAUUUGCGGGGCAAAAGGAUCUUUACUCUGGUUCUGGGUCUACACCAGCAAAUAAGAUUGGAUUGGCUAAUCAUUAUUAUGUUUUUCUUUGGAACCAUUGUGAAUCCAACAAAGAUAUGAAAUUCAUGUAUUGUUCUAAACCAAGAUUUGAUUAUUAUUUCAAUUCGGUCAAAUUGUUGAAAGCUAGACUUAGAAGAGAUGCUAGAGUUAGAAUUCCAUCUGGUUCGGAUUCUUAUCACAAAAGACUUCGAGUUACUAGUUAUUGUUCCCUUGCACUUCUUCUUCUUGGGAUGAUUACUUCGCUAGCGACAUUUGUUUUUGUGAUUAUAAUUACUUUAGCAGGAUCAAGUGCAGUAUUUACAUCUACUCUUUCUGGUGUUUCGACACUUUUUCUUAUUCUAGGAUCAAGUCUUUUAACCGCUCAAUAUCUGGAAUUAAGUAAUUUAAUUCGAGAUAAAGCGGGUUAUCUUAAAGUCAAAGGAGAAGAAGGUAUAGGCGGACUUUUCUUUUUAUGGUUCUCGUCUGCCCUUAGUGUUCUUUCUUUUAUUAGUUUGUUGCUAGCAACACGUUUCAUUCGUAAGAAGAAAGAGGCAGCAAAACUUUAUCAUUAAAUAUUUCUUUUCAUUAAGAUAUGAUAUAUCAUUAUUUGUUGUUAGU